AUGACGGAUGUUGAAGACUCGGCUGUGAAUGAUUUUUUAUUAAUUCUCGAAGAACAUCGCAAGAAUUGUGAGCGACUUGGUAAAUACGUUGAAGCGGAAGUAGCAAAAAAGCGUCUUGAAGAGUUAAAAGUUCAUGAAGAGAAUCGACGAAAAGAAGCGAUGCGAUCACGACAAAUUGCUGAACGAUUAGGAGUAGAAGAAGCUCAUACGCUUGAGUUUCAGCAAUUUAAUGUGAUUUGGGACCAAACGAUGGAGGCGUAUGAACGCAAUGUUGAAACUUUGAUUGUGAAGAUGAAUGAGAAGCAAAAGACUGAGUUACUAGAAUUUCAAAAGAAGCUGUUGGAGAAAAGUCAUAAACCAAAGUUUUCAAAGGAUCUGCUUAAUCUUCGACGGAUUGAAGAACACUUGGCACGUCAAAAAGAUUAUGGUGAAGCACACAAAAUUAGGCUGAAGUCAGAAGCUUUAGAAGCUUGGGAGCUUGAAAGAUGGCGUCAUUUAAAGCAGCAGGAAAUGUUUCAACGCGAAGCAACUUAUAAGCAACGACAAAAGCAGGAUCUUGAUGCACUUCAAAAGCGCAUACAAUCUGGAAGAGAGGAACAGAAGAAACAGCGUCAGAUAGACCUUGAACGUCUCUUACAGCGGUAUCAAAAUAUUAAAGCAGAGCUGCAGCAACAGCAGAAUCUAGAGCGAAUUCGGCACGAAAAGUCUGCUCAGCGUCCAUUGCUGCGCUCGAUACAACGAGGAUCUGGUCGGUAUUUCUCAUCAACAAUUGUACCUGAGACUGAAGCAAAAGGACCACCAUUUGCUCGCUACUUUUGGUACACAACGGGCAUCAUGUUAGGCAUUCCAAGUGUUAUUGGUGGCGUUUUCAUUUACAAUUUACAAACGGACGACGAAUUCUACUACCAUUUUAACAACCGAUAUCCAGACUUGAUCAGUUUGAUUAAUAGAUAUGUGCCAUUAAAUGAAUCACUACUGGAAUUAGCUAAACGAGAGGAUAUUGGGCCGAUAGGGUCGACGGAAGAAUUGAUGAACGAGACAACACAAGUGGUGGCAAAGCUUCAAUCAGGGCAAGAAGUUCGUAUUCAAGUACUAGGUUCAGCUAGUCAGAAAGAGAUUGAGACACUUGCUAGUAAAGAAUCAAGUCAACCCAAUGAUCCAGUUGUAAGUAUCAUUUUUGAUGAAGGAGAAAACAAAGAGAAACGAAUGAUGGUACCUACUACGCAAGAAGCUUGGCCACCUGCACCACGUAUUACUUGGGGUAGUGCUGCUAGCUUGCAAAAGACAAAAAAACCAAUUGAUUCGGUUAAGGAGUUACGACUUCAAAUUGAAGAAAUACGUUCUCAACAAGCGGCAAUUGAAGAAUCUAAAUUUGCAGGACGUGAUAUUGAUGAAGCAGAUGAAGAAAUUGCCGUGCUGGAGCAACGAAAGAUUGCGUUAAAAGAACAACUUCCACCGAAGCGAUUUCUGUGGAUUUUUUAA
Molecule: messenger RNA, 1482 nt
Organism: Plasmopara halstedii
Lineage: Eukaryota; Oomycota; Peronosporomycetes; Peronosporales; Peronosporaceae
Exons: 5
Coding region: 1-1482 (493 amino acids)
Source: RefSeq, a predicted model, not a curated record